Molecule: messenger RNA, 2241 nt
Organism: Alnus glutinosa
Lineage: Eukaryota; Viridiplantae; Streptophyta; Magnoliopsida; Fagales; Betulaceae
Product: pentatricopeptide repeat-containing protein At3g04130, mitochondrial
Exons: 2
Coding region: 281-1750 (489 amino acids)
Molecular function (GO): protein binding
Source: RefSeq, a predicted model, not a curated record
AAUUUUAUCAGGGCUUUCCACUUGUGCGACGCGGAGCGUUUCGAGUGGCAGUUGUCUUUCUCUGGAAAUUUCUUCACGAUUCAAACACGAAUUAGGAACGUAAAAGAAUUGGUUUCAGUUUUUGUUUGUUCGGUUGCUGAGAAAAUUUUGGCAAUAAAAUAAAGCGAAGCUGUAGACCUUUUAUUUAGGUUUUGGAAGAGUGAGUGAGAAACUGAUUUGGGUUUCCAAGUAUUUCUGAUAAAAUUUCACCCUCAAGGAUUCACUUGGACGGCACUUCUCCAUGAUCUUCCAUGUUGAGAAAUUCGCUAAACACAUUCAUAACCUUGUCGGUCCAUCUAUAUCGUCUCGCGCUCUUUAUUCAUGUCUUUCUACUCCGUUGGAGUCGAAAACAUUGUCCGAUCUUGACAUUGUCAUCGCUAACAUUCCUGUUGGAAUCAGCGAAGUUGAAGUUGUUCGGUCGCUCUUGAAUGAUCAAGCAUGUAAUAGCAUGGAGUUGUCCUCUGACCUUGUUGAUAAGUUGCUUCAUAGGUUUAAGGAUGAUUGGAAGUCUGCGUUGGGUGUGUUCAGAUGGGCAGAGUCACGGUCGGGUUAUAGACACACACAAGAAGCAUAUGAUAUGUUGGUGGACAUAUUGGGUAAAAUGAAGGAAAUGGGCAAGAUGAAAGCUGUUCUGGAAGAAAUGGGUCAGUGUCAGCUUGUCGGGCUUAGCACUGUAGCGAAGGUGAUGAGGAGGUUUGCUGGUGCAGGGCAGUGGAAAGAGGCUGUGACGACGUUUGAUGAGUUGGGAUCUUUGGGGUUGGAGAAGAAUACGGAGUCUAUGAACUUGUUGCUCGACACCCUUUGCAAAGAGAACAAGGUUGAGCAGGCGCGCGAGGUGUUCCUAGAGCUCAAGUCACAUAUUUCACCGAAUGCUCACACGUUUAACAUUUUCAUUCAUGGUUGGUGCAAAGUGAAUCGCGUUGAUGAGGCGCAUUGGACGAUGCAAGAGAUGAGGGGGCAUGGGUGUCGCCCUUGUGUCAUUAGCUACUCAACAAUCAUUCAGUUCUAUUGCUGGCAAUGUAAAUUUUAUAAGGUCUAUGAGCUGCUUGAUGAAAUGCAAGCUCAGGGGUGCCCACCGAAUGUUGUUACUUUCACCACUAUCAUGUGUUCACUGACAAAGUCGGAGGAGUUUGAGGAAGCGUUGCAUAUUGCUGACAGAAUGAGAUCAGUUGGGUGUAAAGCUGAUACGCUCUUCUACAAUGCAUUGAUCCAUACUCUCGGGAGAGCUGGCCGUGUAGAGGAGGCUGUUCGUGUUUUUGAGGUGCAGAUGCCCAACACUGGGGUCAGCCCAAAUACGUCAACCUGUAAUUCAAUGAUUGCUAUGUUUUGCCAUCAUGGUCAGGAACAAAAAGCCUUGAAUGUCCUCAGGGACAUGGAAAAAUCAGACCUUUGUAAGCCUGAUGUUCAGACAUACUACCCAUUGCUCAAGGUGUGCUUUAAAACUAGGAAUACGGACAGUUUUUUGAGUAAAUUAUUGGAUGACAUGGUCAAUAAGCAUCACCUUUGUCUUGAUAUAUCAACCUAUGCACUUCUAAUUCAUGGGCUUUGCCGAGCAAAUAAAUGUGAGCGGGCUUACUCACUCUUUGUGGAGAUGAUUGGUCAAGGGAUAACUCCUAGAUAUCAGACAUGCCGUUUGCUAUUGGAUGAAGUCAAACAGAAGAACAUGUAUGAUGCUGCUGAAAGGAUUGAAGAUUUAAUGAAAAAGUUAUAAGUUGUUCAAGUAACAAGCAUGUCAAGAGAAUUGGCAGUUUAGUGUAAUAUCAUCAAAGGCAUAUUGACAAAGCAGGCAAGACCGCAGGACAUCUGCCAUCACUGACAGUAAUCCAAGUAAGAGCUUUGGAGGGAUUGGGAUUGUGCAUGUAACGAAAGGCAUUAAUACUCAGCAGGCUGCACACGAAGUCAAGUUCAUCACCAUGGUCUUAAUAUCCUUCAAUUGUGGGACAUAUUAAGUUCCAUGUUUUCCCAUGUCACCUACUUGACAAAUAACUUGCAUUUGGUGGACUGAGAAGGAAAAGCAUUGCCUUUUUUUUCCUCGUGGAGAUUUUUAAUUGCAUCUGCGUACAACUACUUGAGGAUUCAGCAAACCAUCUUAAUUGGAGUCACAAAUGAUCAUCAUAAGACUGUAAGGAACAUUCUCCUAUUUGUUUAUCCUGAUAUAUGUUCAUCAAUUCUGAAUGUUAAUGGGAGCAGAAUAUGGUUUCA